This is a messenger RNA of Pipistrellus nathusii (Nathusius's pipistrelle), 813 nucleotides long. Lineage: Eukaryota; Metazoa; Chordata; Mammalia; Chiroptera; Vespertilionidae. The record is from the annotation of a GenBank genome assembly.
AUGACGCGCUUCGCCCUGACUGUGGUCCGUCAUGGACAAACAAGAUUAAACAAGGAGAAAGUAAUUCAAGGACAAGGAGUAGAUGAGCCUCUUUCAGAAACUGGAUUUAAACAAGCAGCUGCUGCUGGCAUAUUUCUUAAUAAUGUGAAGUUUACUCAUGUUUUCUCCAGUGAUCUCAUGAGGACAAAGCAGACCGUGCAUGGGAUUUUGGAAAAGAACAAAUGCUGCCAAGAUAUGACAGUGAAGUUUGAUUCAAGACUUCGAGAAAGAAAAUACGGGGUUGCAGAAGGCAAGGGGCUGAGUGAGCUGAGGGCAAUGGCCAAAGAAGCUGGGGAAGAAUGCCCUGGGUUCACGCCGCCCGGAGGAGAGACCUUAGACCAGGUGAAGAUGCGAGGAAUAGACUUUUUUGAAUUUCUUUGCCAACUUAUCUGGAAGGAAGCAGAUAAAAAAGAACAUUGUUCUUUAGAAACUCCAAGCAACUGUCUGGAAACUUCUUUGGCAGAGAUCUUCCCUUUAGGAAAAAAUUGUGCCUCCAAAUUUAAUUCAGACAGCAGCACUCCAGAAUUAGUAGCCAGUGUCUUAGUAGUGAGUCACGGUGCCUAUAUGAAAAGCCUGUUCGGUUAUUUUCUGAACGACCUUGAGUGUUCCUUACCAGAAACGCUAAGCAAAUCUGAACUUACAGCAGUUAGUGCCAAUACAGGGAUUAGUCUCUUUAUCAUAAACUUUGAGAAAGAAAGAGAAGCUAAACCAACAGUUCAGUGUGUUUGUAUGAACCUACUAGAUCAUCUAAGAGAAAUGACUGAAACUUGCUAA